Sclerotinia trifoliorum is the source of this 1350-nucleotide messenger RNA. The record is from the annotation of a GenBank genome assembly. Lineage: Eukaryota; Fungi; Ascomycota; Leotiomycetes; Helotiales; Sclerotiniaceae.
AUUAUACUGUUGACUCAAGGUGCCACCGGAACUUUUGUUAGUACAUCCAACCUAAAUGUAAAGUUUUUCAAGCCUAUACUUUACUGGGUUCGUUAUGGCACGUACUUGUGUAUGGAAGACGGUUCUCCAUGUGCAAUCUAUUUGCCAACUUGCGAAGCACUAUCUUUCCAAGGAACCACUCCGUUGUGUAGAAAGAUUUGUUUCUUUUCAACAUUCAUUACUCAACACCUUGGCCGUUCCUUAACAUCACUGUCUUCUCAUCUCAUCGGUACUUCUUUCGCUUUGCUUGCGAAACGCCAACAUGAAGUUGACAUUCGUCGCCGUUCUCGCAAUUGCUGCCAGCUUAGUCCCGGGUGCAUAUAUCAACGGUAGACUCACCAAUAGUACAAUUGACAAUCAAUCCUCCAAUGAUACUGCCGUUCAAAACCAACCUGCCGGUAUUCCAGAAGAUGGCCCUUCAAAUAUAAACAAUCAGAUGGAAAGCUCUGGCCUGGACAGGUCUACCACCGCAAGUGAGGCCAUAAAAUAUGGAGCGGAAGUUAUAGAACAUAUUAUAGAAGAUAUAGCAGAAGACAUUGCAGAAGAAAUUGAAGACGAAUUCACCGAUGAUACCGACAGUACACCCCUCUCGCCCGGUAGACUCUGCUCCAAGCGCCGCAAACCUCGAUGCUGCGAAAAGGGCGGAAGAAUUUAUAGAGAUGGAUGCGAACGUUGUACGUCAUUCGUCACUCCAUCUUGUAUGCCCUUUCCAAUAGAAUAAUACUAACAGUAUCUUAGUCUCACAAGAAUCACUUCCCGUCAACCGCGAUGAAUUUCGAAGCACAUGUACAGAAAUGGGAAAGAGGGCUAUGUGCUGUGCUAAUACCAUUGAUAUGGUACGUUGUAGAUAUAGACACAAACUCCUAUCUACCCUACCGCAAAUUGUCUUCCUAUCUCAGGACAUUGGCUUAUCAUAUCCAUUUAUAUUCAUAGGCACAAAUAGGAUUCCGCUGCCGAAGAGCAAGAAAGUGAGCGGGUAUGAAAAUCUAUCCAUGAGUUUAGGUGUAGGUAUAAAUAGGCGUCUAAAAUAGAACAGCUCUCUCGUACCAUAACGGAAAAUCUAUUAGGACUUCCUAUCUAUAUCGCAAGAGACUUAAUGGAGAAAUAUUCACAUAAUGCCUUCGUUGUUCUCCAAGUAUUAGACACGACUCACCAUCACAUGGAGUAGAGAGUUGUUCCCAGUCGCAAGAUUUCAAAGCAGGAUUUCCCAUCUUAUUUAUUGCCAUUUCUGACAUUCAUCUCAACCCUAAUCCGAAUCUAUCUCUCUCCGCCUCUUUUUUCGCUUCAAUUUCCUUUCAUAAUUAACCUGAU